AUGUCAAAGAAAAAACAGAAGAAGAUCGACAGUGCCUACUAUGUCUCCUUGAUCGAGAGGAUCACAACCUUACAUGGCACCAGCCACUUCACCUCGAGGACUGGAAGGUCACUGCUGAUGUGGACCCUGGCAGUGGUCGGUAACGUGAUGCUGACCAUAGCCUUCAUCAUGGUCAUCAAACAAAAAUUCAAUGAAAACCAAAUUGUUACUGUUAUCAACGCGAACUGCAAAGUGAACCAGGUUCCAUUCCCGGCGGUCAGCAUCUGCAACUACAACAUGGUGUCUAUGAGAGAAUCACAGAAUGUUGCCAAACUUCUGAAACAGUACAACAAAACUGAAAACGAAAUUAAAGAGUUCUUUAACGCUCUUCCUACUCUGAAGAACUAUGGCAAAUCGAGCCGAGGUCUUGGAAGUUUCUCGGACAUAAUGGCAAUAUUGAAACACCAUGUCUUUACUGUAGACACUAUUAUGGAAGAGGUACAUCAGAAAUGUGACAGUUUGAUCCUCUACUGCACGUUCAAUAGGAAGCCAAAGGACUGUCAGGAUAUGUUUUCUCUGGUCAAGACCUAUGAAGGACACUGCUGCACUUUCAACUACGCUGCGCUUAAUGAUGCUAGCGAAAUACCCCUGCUGCCAUCAGAACCAGAUCCUGACUUAGAAUACUAUGAUGAUCAAAAUCCUGACGGUGGAAUAUCCACGAACCCAACCAUAAUAGCCACUUCAGAAUCCGGCAGGGGAUCAGGCCUAAGUGUAGUGCUCAAUAUAGAACCGAACGACUACCCAAGCUGGUCUCCCGUACCCUAUUAUGGUGUGAAGGUCCUCCUCAGUGACCCAAACGACUACCCAGAAACCACAGUCCUCUACCGAUACGUGACCUUUGGUGAGUCCGUGGAUAUCAAGGUGGAACCUAUGGUUUUCCAAAGUGACUCCAACGUGAGGAGAGUGGAGCCUCAGUACAGGGGCUGCUGGUUCCAUGAUGAAGUGCUUCUCAGUCAUACCAAUAGAUACAGCUACGAGACCUGUGUUACAGAGUGCAAGAUGAAAAACUAUAUGGAUGCAUGUGAUUGUGUGCCGUAUAAGUAUCCGAGAGAAAAAUCGACGAGAAUCUGCGACUUUGAAGAUUUGAAGUGCUUGAACAACGUAACAGUGAAUAGAUCUACGAUGGAGAUGAAGUGUGAUCCUAUUUGCUACAUGGAGUGCCGUGACAAGAAGUACACAGCCACAAGUGAUCUGACUCCAUUCUUGGCCGACAACUACCCUGAAGAAAUCACAGCAGGUAGGAACAUAAGCGAGCUGGCAGCUCUCCAAGUGUACUUCAGCAAGUCAAACUGCAACUGUUACAAGUUGACACUACUGAUAGACUUGAGCUACUUUAUUGGUAUGUAUAACAUUACUUGA
Spodoptera litura is the source of this 1398-nucleotide messenger RNA. RefSeq names its product pickpocket protein 28. Gene Ontology annotation, molecular function: ligand-gated sodium channel activity. Gene Ontology annotation, biological process: sodium ion transmembrane transport. Lineage: Eukaryota; Metazoa; Arthropoda; Insecta; Lepidoptera; Noctuidae. Gene Ontology annotation, cellular component: plasma membrane. The record is from RefSeq and is a predicted model, not a curated record.